Zalophus californianus (California sea lion) is the source of this 7948-nucleotide messenger RNA. It is a transcript of the gene XPR1, whose product is annotated as xenotropic and polytropic retrovirus receptor 1. The transcript has 15 exons. The coding region runs from base 65 to 2155 and encodes 696 amino acids. NCBI's taxonomy places the organism in Eukaryota, Metazoa, Chordata, Mammalia, Carnivora, Otariidae. Gene Ontology annotation, biological process: cellular response to phosphate starvation; phosphate ion transport. The record is from RefSeq and is a predicted model, not a curated record. Gene Ontology annotation, cellular component: plasma membrane; Golgi apparatus; cytoplasm. Gene Ontology annotation, molecular function: inositol hexakisphosphate binding.
GCCGCCGCCGCCGCCGCCGCCUGUAACUGCUGGACCCGAGUGGGAGUGAGGGGGAAACGGCAGGAUGAAGUUCGCCGAGCACCUCUCCGCGCACAUCACUCCCGAGUGGAGGAAGCAAUACAUCCAGUAUGAGGCUUUCAAGGACAUGCUGUAUUCAGCUCAGGAUCAGGCACCUUCUGUGGAAGUUACAGAUGAGGACACGGUAAAGAGAUAUUUUGCCAAGUUUGAAGAAAAAUUUUUCCAAACCUGUGAAAAGGAACUUGCCAAAAUCAACACAUUUUAUUCAGAAAAGCUUGCAGAGGCUCAGCGCAGGUUUGCUACACUUCAGAAUGAGCUUCAGUCAUCACUGGAUGCACAGAAAGAGAGCAUUGGCGUUACUACACUGCGACAGCGCAGGAAGCCAGUCUUCCACUUAUCCCAUGAGGAACGUGUCCAACAUAGGAAUAUUAAAGACCUUAAACUGGCCUUCAGCGAGUUCUACCUCAGUCUUAUCCUGCUGCAGAACUAUCAGAAUCUGAAUUUUACAGGGUUUCGAAAAAUCCUCAAAAAGCAUGACAAAAUCCUGGAAACUUCUCGUGGAGCAGAUUGGCGCGUGGCUCAUGUUGAAGUGGCCCCAUUUUAUACAUGCAAGAAAAUCAACCAGCUCAUCUCUGAAACUGAGGCUGUAGUGACUAAUGAACUUGAAGAUGGUGACCGACAAAAAGCUAUGAAGCGUUUACGUGUCCCCCCUUUGGGAGCUGCUCAGCCUGCACCAGCAUGGACUACUUUUAGAGUUGGCCUAUUUUGUGGAAUAUUCAUUGUACUGAAUAUUACCCUUGUGCUUGCCGCUGUAUUUAAACUUGAAACAGAUAGAAGUAUAUGGCCCUUGAUAAGAAUAUAUCGGGGUGGCUUUCUUCUGAUUGAAUUCCUUUUUCUACUGGGCAUCAACACAUAUGGUUGGAGACAGGCUGGAGUGAAUCAUGUGCUCAUCUUCGAACUUAAUCCAAGAAGCAAUUUGUCUCAUCAGCAUCUUUUUGAGAUUGCUGGAUUCCUUGGGAUAUUGUGGUGCCUGAGCCUUCUGGCAUGCUUCUUUGCUCCAAUUAGUGUCAUCCCUACAUAUGUGUAUCCACUUGUCCUUUAUGGAUUUAUGGUUUUCUUUCUUAUCAAUCCCACCAAAACUUUUUAUUAUAAGUCACGGUUUUGGCUGCUUAAACUGCUGUUUCGAGUAUUUACAGCCCCCUUCCAUAAGGUAGGCUUUGCUGAUUUCUGGCUGGCCGAUCAGCUGAACAGCCUGUCAGUGAUAUUGAUGGACCUGGAAUAUAUGAUCUGCUUCUACAGUUUUGAGCUCAAAUGGGAUGAAAGUGGGGGCCUGUUGCCAAAUAAUUCAGAAGAACCAGAAAUUUGCCACAAAUAUUCAUAUGGUGUACGGGCCAUUGUUCAGUGCAUUCCUGCUUGGCUUCGCUUCAUCCAGUGCCUGCGCCGAUACCGAGACACAAAAAGGGCCUUUCCUCAUUUAGUUAAUGCUGGGAAAUACUCCACAACUUUCUUCACGGUGACGUUUGCAGCCCUUUACAGCACUCACAAAGAACGAGGUCACUCAGACACCAUGGUAUUCUUUUAUCUUUGGAUAGUGUUUUGUAUCAUCAGUUCCUGUUAUACCCUCAUCUGGGAUCUGAAGAUGGACUGGGGUCUCUUUGAUAAGAAUGCUGGAGAAAACACCUUUCUCCGGGAAGAGAUUGUAUACCCCCAAAAAGCCUAUUACUACUGUGCCAUCAUAGAGGAUGUGAUUCUGCGCUUUGCUUGGACUGUCCAAAUCUCAAUUACCUCCAUGACAUUGUCGCCUCAUUCUGGGGACAUCGUUGCUACUGUCUUUGCUCCCCUUGAGGUUUUCCGGCGAUUUGUGUGGAACUUCUUCCGCCUGGAGAAUGAGCAUCUGAAUAACUGUGGUGAAUUCCGUGCCGUGCGGGACAUCUCUGUGGCCCCUCUGAAUGCGGAUGACCAGACUCUCCUAGAACAGAUGAUGGACCAGGAUGACGGAGUACGAAACCGCCAGAAGAACCGGCCAUGGAAGUACAGCCAGAGCAUAUCCCUGCGCCGGCCUCGCCUCGCUUCUCAAUCCAAGGCUCGUGACACUAAGGUAUUGAUAGAAGACACAGAUGAUGAAGCUAACACUUGAAUCCUCUGAAGUCUAGAUUAACGUCUUUGGUUUUCCUACUCUACAAUUCUUUCCUCGACCAACGCAACCUCUAGUACCUUUCCAGCCGAAAACAGGAGAAGACACAUAACACAUUUUCCGAGCUCUUCCAGAUCGGAUCCUAUGGACUCCAAACAAGCUCACUGUGUUUCUUUUCUUUUCUUCUGGUUUAAUUUUCAUUUUCUAUUUUUAAAACAAAUAUUUACUUCAUUUUGCCAACCAGAGGACAUUUUAAGGAACAAAAACAUAGUAUCUUAUGGAUUGUUUACAAUCACAAGGACACAGAUACCUAUCAGGAUGAAGAACAGGCAUUGCAAGGACCCUCUGAUGGGACGGUACCGAGAUACCUCGGAUUCCGCUGGGCCCGGUUUUGACUGGUUGAAACCGGACAUUGAUUUUUAAAUUUUUUGUCAGUUUAUGUGGAGAUUUUUUCCUUUCCUUCAUACCCAGCGCAAAAGCACUGGCCGCACUUGCAGGGAAAGUGCAACUUAGAGCAGUACCUUCAUUCACGAAGCUACUUUUUAAUUUGAUGUAACUUUUCUUAUUUUGGGGAGGGUUGCUGGGUGGGUGGGAAAUAUGAUGUAUUUGUUGCAUAUAGUUUUCUCAUUAUUUAUGAAACUUAACCAUAAAAGAAUGCUAUAACUCCUGUGCAGUGAAGGUGGUAACGGGGAAAGAAGAUGGGAAGCUAAUGUCGGACAGCAUUUGAGGGUUAGUCCACAGUACCUCUUUCAUGAGACAACUUGCACCAGUCUGACUUUUUCUUUUCUUUCUUUUCUUUUUUUUUUAAUUUUAAGCCAAAGUUUUAUCACUGAUUUUUUAAGUUGCUGCUGCUUUACAAUCCUGAGCAUGUCUUUCAUAACAAAGCAUCUAUAUAUUUCCACAUAACCGGCUGAAAUUUCUUAAGGGCCAGAUACUUUUUUUUUUCUUUUUUAAGGAACAAAUGUAGAAUAUAUUUGCCCAUACUCCCAACCAUAACAACUGAAGUUAUGCCUUAUUGAGCUUCAGCAUUUAGGGUAAUUGAAGUAUAACUUUUACUGACUCUGAAGGAGAAGAUAAAGCUAUUUCAGAAACUCCCUAUACCCUAUUGGAUAGUUUUCCUUUUGAAGUCACUUGCUUUAGCCAGAAUUUGAUCAAAUUAAAAGUCUAUCUCGGGGAAACCAUAUUUGUGAGAGCAAAGAACAAACUAUCCUUCUUUUGUCACAUUACAUGAAUAAAACAGACCUUGGCAGCCAUUUCUCCCAGCAGUUUUAAAGGAUGAACAUUGGAUUUCAUGCCCUCCUAUGAGAGAAAACCUGCUUUUAAGAUUUUUUGGGGGUCUAAACUUGGUCGUAAACGAAAGGUAUUAUUUCUUAGACAUUUCAGACUUUCAUGGUCUAUGCACAAUGCCUAUUUUUACUUGUCUAAUUUUUUUUCUACAUUCCUGAGUCAUCCAAAUAAGCCCCAAAACCUUAAAGGAUUUUGCUUCCUUGAAUAUAGUUGGCAUUAAAUUGAGCAUUUCAUUAUCUAGCAAAAUUAAUAUAGUACCAGGAAAAAGUGAAGUAUGUUUUAAUCCUCCCAUCCCCCCAGAUCCAGAUGAAGAUUCUAACAUCAACAUCAGUGGAUUCAUGAAAGUAAAUUACUUCUGUCAUUUUCAGCUUAAUCUUAGGCAAAGAGACAAAUGAGUGGAAGGGCAGCUAUUAUUACCACCACUUACUUAGUCUUGAAAAUAUAUGGUUACUGCCCCUUAUACUACUCUUUCGGUCAGCAGCUCUUCUGCCUUGUAUUGCAAGUCUUCAUACCUGUAAAGUUACUAUUACUACCAAAAUUCUAUCAAUUAACUGACAAGUAGUUCAUUUUUAAAGGAGUUUAUUCCAUUUUUAUUCUGACAAGCUUCCAAAAUUUUUUUCCCUUUCCAAAUUGAGAUUUUUUUUUUCUGAAAAAUCAUAUAAAUUUUUGGCUUUUGUUGUUUUUUUAUGUUUUGCCAAGCAUGUUCCUUGGCCCAAAACUGAAGAGGAAAAGUUUAACUACUUUUUUUUAGUUUAAAUAAAUAAUUUAUAAUAAUCAGUGGUAAGAAUUUAGUGACCCUUAAUAGAUUAAAGGUUGCAUUAUUUAUACUUGGGAUUUUUUUCUAUUUUGUUUUUGUACUUUAAAACUAUGGGGGAAAUAUCACUGGUCUGUCAAGAAAUAACAGUAAUUAUUAUUGAGUUGAAUAAGUCCAGUGGACCAGUCAUUUCUUGUACAAAUAAAACUGGUGGUACUAAUGUGUAUCCAGAGCAAUUUGAAUUGUCAACUUCAUUUUCUUUUAGUAGCACUAUAUAAUGACACACAUAAAAUCUUAUAGUUGACUUCUGGUAUUUGAACUCCCCACUGUUUUUCUUUCAGUGUAUCCUAUGGCCAGUUUGAUCUUUCUUCAACUGUUACGAUGGUAGGCCCUAAUCAGUAUUAUUUUUUCAUAGAUAAUACAAUGUUAGAAUUUGUUCCUUUUCUGAUGUGUUUGUCCUGUUGGCAUAGUCUAUUCAAGAAUGAUAAGACUUUGUAACUUUCAGCUUACCAUGACAGAUGCUCAAAUAAGUAUUUAAAUACACAGCUUUAUGUGCCUGGUAAAGCUGUAAAGAGAAAAGAGGAUUUUUCCUCAUCAAGAGGAAGCAGUUUGGGAGACAGAAUAAACAUUUAAAUUUUCUUCCUUGAAAAAAAGGCAACGUGCAUUUUUCUCAUCUAAGUUUUAAAUGCCCUAGCAGUUGCCAAUGCUAUGUCCUACCUAAUAUUUUAUUGGAGAUAUCUGUACACUGAAACUCUCAGAAUUCUUAAGAAAUUAAUAUUAGAGUCAUUUUAAAGAAGCAGCAAUCUAACCAAAGGUAAAACUUUAUCUGAUUUUAGGUUGAGAAAUUCUAGUUUUAUUUUAUUUGAGAAUCAGUUUAUAUCAUCACUUUAAAUACCCACCAAAGGAAUAAAAAGGAAGUUUUAAAGAAUAAAGUCAUUGGUGUGUAGAGAAAUCAGAAGACAAAGAAAAAUGGCUUAUUUUCUACUCACAAAUAUGCACCUAGACUUACAGCUGCCUAUGCCAUUAAAAUGGAAUCCUUGAUGAAUUCAUACCAUAUAGAGAGACAAUAGAAUGAUCAAAUUUAAGUCAUUAAUUAGGUUAUAACAGUAAUUUUUAAGAUUGGAAAGAAGUUGAAAACCCAUAUACAACUUUCUUUUCCAGUGUCUCUCAUUUUUCUCCUUAAGAAAGCUGCUUAACUUCAGAGUCAGAAGCAAUGAUGUGAGAGAAUGCCAGUCAGUAACAGUAACCUAUAUGGACCCUUAAAGAAGGAAAAUGGGGCCUGGCCCCCAGGAUCUGCAACUCCCCAAAAUUUUCAACAUGAGAGUUUUAAGAUUUUAAUAGAUUUUACUAGAAGUUGUUGAUAUAUGGUAUCCUUCCACCAUGUUUUGACCAAAGUACAUUCAUGAUAACUACAGAAAGCAGUUCAUCCUGUAAGAGGUGAACUAAGGCAAAUAAGAAUAAAAAACAAGUAACCUAUUACUGAGUUGUACAGGCAUCAGAUGAACAAACAUUUAGGUAAAGAAAACUAAAAUGUGGAGAUGGAGAAGAGCAGGAAGGUGUUGGAUUGUGGCAGCAAGAUGCGGGGCAGCUACAAAGUAUGUGAAGUCAGUGGCAUUGGUCAUGCCUCGCUGUCUCUCCUUUAGUGGUGAUGUUGUUGGUAGAGACCUGCCUUUAUUUUCCCAUCAUUUUUUUUCUCCCAUUAUUUUGCAUUAUUCAGGAAAUAAUGCCCAAAUGCAAUUUCCUAAGCAAUGACUAGGAAAACUUCUUAACCUAAGGAAACUAAUUUAGAAAAUAACCCUAUCCAUGGCAUUAUUUUAUUCAAAAACUUAAAACUCUUUGAAGUGAUUGCACUGUUUGGUAAACAAAUGUCAGAAUACAGUUCUCCUUAAUUUGCAUGAAAUUUGCCUGUCUCAGAAAAUAAGUACUUCUUGUUAUAUAACAUAUUUAAAUUUUUUAAAUUAAGAUUGCUUCUCAAAUUUAAAAAAAAUCAUGUUGAAUCUGACUUUUUCAGCUACAAAAUUGCCACACUUUUCUUAAAUCUAAUAAAUAAGCCAGGAUCCUUACAUAAUAAGAUCUAGUCACUAGGUUAAGACAAUACAAGUUACGGUAGAACUUAAGAAAAAGGUGAAGAAGAAUAAAUCAGAUUUAUCAGCCUUGUUCAUUUUAUGAUGCAUAAAUUUUAUUUUUAUUUCUGAUGAAUAGGAGAGUUAAAAUGAGAUUUUAUGAACACUUAAAAACAUUUCUACAUUUCAAAUAUCAGUCUUGAUAGUAAAUCUUAAAAGCUAACUUUCUGCAUUACAUCUUUAAUCUGUACAGUGUCAGAGCACAUGUGGGAUAGAAUUGAUUAUAUUAGAGUGUAAGAAAUUUGUAAUGGUCAGUGCUACAGACCAGUGAUUUAACCAGCAUUAAACCACAUUCUGCUCACCACACAUGAAAAAGUAAAAUCAUCUCAUUAGAUUGGAAAGAGCUUAAUUUAAAUAAUAUGAGAAGUUUGGGAAUGGAGAUGAGCUUCCUGAUUGGUACACUUAAUAAUGGCCUUUCUUGUAUGAAAUUGACAAAACUCUGAUACUGAGUUACCCCUUAAAAACAACCUUCCAGAAUGUAUUUGCUUACUUAUGGUGGAAGAGGAAGUGAGAGGGACAAGAUGAGAGUUUCCCCUGAAGUGAAAAGAAUCAUUAUACUAAUUUUCAUCUAAAAUAUGUUUCCUUGUAGCAGACCUUUGGUUUAUUUUAUUAGUAUAUCAAAGCCACCUUCAGUUUUUUUAUGGUGCCAUCAACCUAAGGAGGACAAUCAAAUAACCAAUUGUUUGCCUUGGAUUCGGUGUGUCUGCUAAUUACAGUCUCAUCUUGUAUACCUUCAAAACCAGUUACUUGACUCUACUUCCACCAUAUUACCUUAGUUCUUCUAUGCCACCAAAAUCAGAGGGAAGACUUACUACCAGAAAAGUGUGGACUUAGAAGAAUAUGAGCAAAGGAUUCCAUCUCCCUACCCAAACUUCCUGAUGUUCCUACCCAGACUUCCCUGAUUGUCCUGUAACAACACCAGCAUGGUGGGAAUAGGGAGAAAGAUUGUGGGGAAUCCUGAAAGAAUCCUGUAAUUGAUGAUGACAUUGUUAUUCUUUUGAAGUGUAAAGUAAAAUUGUGAGCCACUCACAUUUGCAAAAAGAGCAUAAUUGAAGCUUCAUCACAUUAAGAUUAAUUUCUUGCUAUAUUCUGGAUUAGCACAGAAGCUUGUAUCAAUGAAGACUGUUUAGGAGGGGAAUCGGGUGUAAAAUGUAUCUGUCUUUCAGACCCUCUCCCUCUACUCAUGUUUCCUUCACCCCCUACCACAUUGUGUUGGUCAAAUGCUACUAUUCUAUGAAACCCUGAGCUAUAGUUGUCAAAAGUAACUAUGGAAUGUGAUUAGUCCUCUGUGGGUGCUUCUUUCCCUCUCUCCUCCCUUGCUUCCUUUCUUACUGUCUCCGCUCUGGCAGACGGAAAAGGUGGCAUCAAGGGCUGGACGCCUGCUGGACUCGUGUUGUGUCUGUGACUAUGCUACUAGCUGUCUCCUCUUUCCUUCUUACGUGGGUACAAGUCUUACGACGUGUGGAGUUCCCUUCUUGAUAAGUAGGCUAAAUGCACAAUGUGGUACUGUUUUAUAGUUUCUAGAUGGUUGUAUAAAGCAAAAAGUUAAUGUGGUUAUGUGUUUUUAAAAGAAAAUAAGUGAUUGAUUACAAACUGUCCUUUUUUCAUUAUUACAAGCUCUGUUUUCCAACA